This is a messenger RNA of Physcomitrium patens, 1750 nucleotides long. RefSeq names its product GDSL esterase/lipase At3g48460. Gene Ontology annotation, molecular function: hydrolase activity, acting on ester bonds. The record is from RefSeq and is a predicted model, not a curated record. NCBI's taxonomy places the organism in Eukaryota, Viridiplantae, Streptophyta, Bryopsida, Funariales, Funariaceae.
UAUCUGGAUCAUAGUUUCUGACCUGUCUGAUAGCUGUAAUACGCAAAAUUGAUGCGGGUUGUGAAGUAUACUGCUCACCUUGACAGGGCUCGCGUACAAAGUUUACAAAUCUUUGCAGAAUAGACAAACUACUUGGAGACCAUGGUCUUCAAUUGCGGUUCAGGGACCGACAAGUACCGGGAAUAUGACUCUAUGGACGCACGGAGAGUAGCAGGAUGCGCUAAACUGCACUUGUCACUAGUGCUUCUCAUUCUGGUGUUCGGACAAAGUGCGACGGCAUUUGUAUGCCCCGACUACAUUUAUGUCUUCGGCGAUUCUCUUACUGACGUUGGAAAUGCUCACGCAGAGUUACCCAUCUUCAACACUGUAACCAAUUAUAACUAUGGCAUGUCUUACAGCUUUCCCGACCGCCCUUGCGAGAGAACCCGAUUCUCUGAUGGCAGGCUCCUGAUUGAUUACACAGCUCAAGCAUUCGGAGUGCCUUUUCUGCAACCAUAUUCUCGACACCUUCAUAGCUCAGCUUACAAACAUGGCGUCAACUUUGCCUAUUCUGGCGGAACAGCAAAGUUUACGCCAAUUCCUUUUCCAACUUUCUUCUUAGAACGUGAAGUCGAGAACUACUUCAAAUUCAGAGCCAGUUAUUCAGGGCCGUUCGUCAAUGUGAGUACUGCGCUGCACAUGAUACCGGAGAUAGGAGCCAACGACUACAUUUAUGCAUUCACCUUGGGCCUUUCACCUGCUGAAGCUAAUGCGAAGCUCGACGGUUUGAUUCUCCGUGCUAUAGAGAGGACUGUGGAGAAGCUUCACGCUGGAGGGGCCAGAUUCUUUUACAUUUUCAACCUGCCACCAGUUGGAUGCACCCCUUUCAUGCUUACGCUUUUCAGCCACAGGAGUCCUAAAGAUCAGUUUGGCUGCUUGUCCGCUCACAACUCCGUCAUCGAAAUCGCCAACGGGAAGCUGAAGGCCGCGGUUGACGAGUACCGACGAAAGUGGCCAGACACCAUCUUUCUCCACUACGACUCAUAUGGCGCUGCUUUGGAAGUCAUUCAGACCGGUCCGGCAAAGUAUGGGAUCGACGCAGAUGGGUUUCGAGCGUGCUGUGGCGGCGGGGGGCCCUACAACUUCAACCCUUUUGUGCUCUGCGGCUCAGGAAAAAUAGCCAACGUGUGUCCAGAUCCCGAGCACAAGCUCUUUUGGGAUUUUAUCCAUCCCACUGAAGCUUUCUUCCGCGUCAUGGCCACCUUUGCUCUCUCGGGGCAGUACGUUGACGGACCUCCUGAGGUUGCCAAUCUGAAAGCUGCGUGCAACUUAGACUUCAGCUCCUUUGCUCAGAGCAUUCCCAAUUCACCCAGUUGUCCUCGUGACACAGCAGUCACAUGAGCUUGAGAAUCCAGACCAUCUUGAAACGUUGGCAAGCAAUCAGUACCCGAUUCAUGGAUCCUAGGGCUCAUGAACGACCGUCUCCUGCAAACAAGCAACCUUUGUCCAUGCCUGCAUGAACUUCAGCUCCACAUCAUGCACUCCUAGAGGAGGAACUUCACGUGUUCCCCAGAGCUGAAAUGCUGUUGCAAUCGUCUGUUCUAGACCUCCUACAUCUUCAUAUUAUAAAGACUAGCCUAGCGUUUACUCAAGCAAAAGUGCAAUGAUAAUAGCCAAAGAAAUCCAAGCUGCGCUACAACAGAUGUGUUGAAUUACAGUCAAUGGAAGCAGUAAUCUUUGAACGGCGACUGAUCGCCGCAGCACAAGCUAA